Suncus etruscus (white-toothed pygmy shrew) is the source of this 1751-nucleotide messenger RNA. It is a transcript of the gene PGGT1B, whose product is annotated as protein geranylgeranyltransferase type I subunit beta. Gene Ontology annotation, biological process: protein geranylgeranylation. The transcript is spliced from 9 exons. Gene Ontology annotation, molecular function: CAAX-protein geranylgeranyltransferase activity. The coding region runs from base 1 to 1143 and encodes 380 amino acids. The record is from RefSeq and is a predicted model, not a curated record. Lineage: Eukaryota; Metazoa; Chordata; Mammalia; Eulipotyphla; Soricidae. Gene Ontology annotation, cellular component: CAAX-protein geranylgeranyltransferase complex.
AUGGCGGCCACCGAGGACGAGCCGUCGGCCGGGGCGGGCGAGGGCGAGCGGCUGGAUUUCCUGCGGGACCGGCACGUGCGCUUCUUCCAGCGCUGCCUGCAGGUCCUGCCGGAGCGCUACUCCUCGCUGGAGACCAGCAGGUUGACAAUUGCCUUUUUUGCGCUCUCCGGGCUGGAUAUGUUGGAUUCCUUAGAUGUGGUGAACAAAGAUGAUAUAAUAGAAUGGAUUUACUCCCUGCAGGUCCUUCCCACAGAAGACAGAUCAAAUCUAAGUCGCUGUGGUUUCCGAGGUUCUUCUUACCUGGGCAUUCCAUUCAAUCCAUCCAAGAGUCCUGGAACAGCUCAUCCCUAUGAUAGUGGCCACAUAGCCAUGACCUACACUGGCCUUUCGUGCUUAGUUAUUCUUGGAGAUGACUUAAGUCGUGUGAAUAAAGAAGCUUGUUUAAUGGGCCUGCGAGCCCUCCAGCUGGAAGAUGGAAGCUUUUGUGCCGUCCCUGAAGGCAGUGAAAAUGACAUGCGCUUUGUGUAUUGUGCUUCCUGUAUUUGCUACAUGCUCAACAACUGGUCUGGCAUGGAUAUGAAAAAAGCCAUCAGCUAUAUUAGAAGAAGUAUGUCCUAUGACAAUGGGCUGGCACAGGGAGCCGGGCUUGAAUCUCAUGGAGGAUCAACUUUUUGUGGCAUUGCUUCACUGUGUCUAAUGGGCAAGCUAGAAGAAGUUUUUUCGGAAAAGGAGUUGAACAGGAUAAAGCGGUGGUGUAUAAUGAGGCAGCAGAAUGGUUAUCAUGGAAGACCAAAUAAGCCGGUAGACACCUGUUACUCUUUUUGGGUGGGAGCAACUUUAAAGCUUCUGAAAAUUUUUCAGUACACUAACUUUGAAAAAAACAGAAAUUACAUCUUAUCAACUCAAGAUCGUCUUGUUGGGGGAUUUGCCAAGUGGCCAGAUAGUCAUCCAGAUGCUUUGCACGCAUACUUUGGAAUUUGUGGUCUGUCUCUAAUGGAAGAAAGUGGAAUUCGUAAAGUUCAUCCUGCCCUGAAUGUAAGCACACGAACUUCUGAACGCCUGCGUGAUCUCCAUCAGAGCUGGAAAGCCAAGGACUCCACCCCCUGCUCGGAGAACACACACAUCUCCACAUGCCUGACUUAGGUUGGCAGAGUGAGGCUCUCUGAGGCUUUGUGGCCUCUCAGUAGCUCCCAGUUAAAGCCAUGCAUAACCAAGUGUGCUUUUUUUUUUUUUAAAGAGGUAGUCUCACAAUCAAAAUUUGUGCUCAUGUCACUUUGGGAUAUGGUCUUGAGCCAGCAAUCUUUGUAUAGGUUUUCGAGAAUAUCUUUGUUGGAAUUAGAACCACAGUGGACUGACUCUGUGUUUCUUAGAUGUUUAUAUUAUAUUUCUAAGACAUUCUUUGAAGCAUAUUAAUAGUAUGUACGUAGAUGACCUUUUUUUUAAAAAAAAAAACUCUUCAGUACAAAUGGUGUUAUAUUACAAAGUGGACUCAUAUCUUCGAAAAACAGGUUUACAUGUCAUAAAUAAUAGCAGUGAUGAUCUUAGGGUGAACACAUAGUGAUCAUUAGAACACUUGACUGCUGAUGGAAGAAAAUUGCUUUAAUGGAUUAAGUAUCUGGGAUUAUUCUUUGGAAACAGAUGAUCCCGUAAUUUUUUUAAGGAAAAAUGACCUAUUUUCUCUUAAUAUUAAGUAAAGUGUGCCAAUUAAACUUGUGUGGCCUAUAUGAAUGAAAUUAACUUCAUAUAAAGAU